This is a messenger RNA of Entelurus aequoreus (snake pipefish), 7234 nucleotides long. It is a transcript of the gene pcdh1a, whose product is annotated as protocadherin 1a. Bases 413 to 3982 code for a protein of 1189 amino acids. Gene Ontology annotation, biological process: homophilic cell-cell adhesion. Gene Ontology annotation, cellular component: plasma membrane. The transcript has 5 exons. Lineage: Eukaryota; Metazoa; Chordata; Actinopteri; Syngnathiformes; Syngnathidae. The record is from RefSeq and is a predicted model, not a curated record. Gene Ontology annotation, molecular function: calcium ion binding.
GAACCGCUUCAGAUGGGCUCGUUUUGGGGGGUUUUAUCUUUUUUUUUGGUACAUUUGUUUUUUGCUGUUGUUUUAAGGCUACCUUUUUUCCUCAUGCACGUUGAUGGCAUUUAGACCGUUUAGAGUUGCUACUUGCCGGUGCGCAAACUUGGACCGAACGGGAUGCGCCGUGAACAUUUAUGGGAGCAAUCCCCGAUGGAAUGAGCUAGGUCGCUCGUUAAAUAGUUUUACGGUAGAAAAAAUAAAUAAAAAAAUCUAUCUUUCUUAGACAAAGUUCUAACCGGAUUGAGCUUGCUGCUGAAGUUAUUUUGAGGAUCUAUACCAGCUUUUUUUUUUUUUUUUUUUUUGGACGGAUUGUGACCAAGCGCUCAUCCACGUCUCUCUGGGCUCAGGUAGAUCUUCUAAUGACCCCAUGGAACAAAAUUUACUCAUGAUGCUGUUUUGGCUCCUGGUUCUGCUCUCUGGCUCUGCUGUGGGCAGCAUCCUGUACAGAGUUCAGGAAGAGCAGCCCCCUAACACUCUUAUUGGAAGUCUGGCAGCAGACCAGGGGCUGCCAGACUCAGGUCAUCUGUACAAGCUGGAGGUGGGUGCCCCUUAUCUACGUGUUGACGGAAAGACUGGAGAUAUUUUCACCACUGAGAUUCCUAUCGACAGAGAGACAUUAAGAGACUGCCGGUUGCUUGUUAAGGGUAAACCCUGCUACCUGGAAUUUGAAGUAUCAGUGACAGAUCUGAUACAGAAUCAGACCCCGAGACUCAUUGAAGGACGUAUCGAAGUACAGGACAUCAAUGACAACACCCCCCAGUUCCCGUCUUCUGUGCUCACCAUCUCUGUACCUGAGAACACGAUCAUGGGGGCCCUGUUCUCCAUACCUCUAGCUACUGACAGGGACUCAGACAGGAAUGGGGUCAGCGAUUAUGCCCUUACUGCGGGACCAGAUGCGGCAACGUUAUUUGGUUUACAAGUGGCUGAUGACAGGGGUGGCAAGCUCCCACAGCUUAUUGUUUUGGGCAACUUAGAUCGUGAGUUAAAGGAUUCCUACGACCUCACCAUCAAAGCAGUAGAUGGAGGCAACCCACAACGCUACAGCAGUGCUUUGCUGAGAGUUGUCGUCACUGAUGCAAAUGACAAUGGACCGAAGUUUGAAAAAUCUACCUAUGAAGCAGAAGUGUUGGAGAAUAGUCCGGUGGGCCACUCUGUGCUGCAGGUUAAAGCAAAUGACUCAGACAUGGGCCCCAAUGGAGAAAUUGAAUACACACUUCAUCAAGCAGGAGACCCUGUGCCAAAACUCUUACGAAUCGAUCGGUCAUCAGGUGUCAUCUAUGUCAAAGGGUCACUGGAUCGAGAGGAAAUUGACAGCUUUUCCUUCUAUGUGGUGGCAAGGGAUAAGGGUCCGCAACCUAAGAGUUCAAAAACCUUUGUGACCAUCGAGGUGAUUGACCAAAACGACAAUGCUCCAGCUGUGGAGAUACGUGGAAUUGGACUUGUGACUCACAGUGAAGGGGUGGCUAACAUUUCAGAAGACAUGCCAGUGGGAACAGCAGUUGCUUUGGUGCAAGUGUCCGACAAGGAUGAGGGAGAGAAUGCUGUGGUCACAUGUGUGGUUGCGGGGGAUGUGCCCUUCCAGCUCCGCUCUAUCAGUGACUCAUCCAGUGACAACAAGAGAAAGUAUUUUCUACAAACCACCACUCCUCUCGAUUAUGAAAGGGUGAAGGAUUAUCGAGUGGAGAUUGUGGCUGUUGAUUCUGGAAAUCCUGCACUCUCUAGUACUAACUCAUUGAAGGUGCAGGUGACUGAUGUGAAUGAUAACUCUCCAGUAUUCUCCCCAUCCUUGUUUGAAGUACAGUUUGCCGAAGAAAACCAACCUGGAGAAAAAGUUUUGGAUGUCAUUGCCUCAGAUGCAGACAGCGGCACAAAUGCCGAACUCCUCUAUACCAUUGUGGCAGACACAUCAAUCAAGGGUCUGUUUGAGAUUGAUCCAAAUACAGGUACAGUCAAAGCUCGGAACCCACUUGAUCGUGAACACAAAGAACACUAUGAGUUCCGGGUCGCUGCAACUGAUAAAGGGUCGCCUGUGCAUAAAGGAACAGCAAGUGUUAUAAUAAGGGUCCUUGACCGCAAUGACAACGACCCAAAAUUCAUGCUUAGCGGCUAUAGCUUCUCAGUUUUAGAAAACAUGCCUCCCCUCAGCCCAGUUGGCAUGGUAACUGUCAUGGAUGUAGAUAAGGGUGAGAAUGCUCUUGUUCAGCUCUCUGUGGAGCCUGAUGGAGGGAAAUUUGUUGUCCAAAAUGGAACUGGCACUAUCUUAUCAAGCAUUUCAUUUGACAGAGAAAAAGAAAGCAGCUAUACUUUCCGUCUAAAAGCAGUGGAUGGAGGGCAGCCACCUCGGUCCUCUUAUGUGGGCGUUACCAUCAAUGUGCUGGAUGAAAAUGACAAUGACCCUGUGAUCACAAAGCCCUCCAAUUCCUCCUUCACGCGUUUGUCACCACUAGCAUCCCCAGAUAGCCAUGUGGAGAUAGUAGAAGCUGAAGAUCUGGACAGUGGGCCCAAUGCAGAUCUGGUAUUCAGCAUUGCAGGUGGAAACCCUUACCAGUUAUUUCGCAUCUCCCCAUCCAGUGGAGAAAUUACACUAGCAAAGGAGAUGGCUCCAAAAUAUGGUGGACUACAUCGCCUGGUGGUAAAAGUGAGUGACAGGGGGAAGCCUGCACGUCAUGCCACUGCUUUGGUCCAUAUCUAUGUCAAUGAAACCAUUUCAAAUGUCAGCUUAGUGGAGGCACUCGUUGGACACAGUCUUUACACUCCACUUGACAGGGAUAUAGCUGGUGAUCCGGACAGUGGUUAUGCUGCACAACGCAGCAAUAUCUUGUUUGGAAGCCUGGCUGGUGUAGCAGGUGUUGUUAUGCUCAUCUUGGUGGUGGUUUUUAUUCGACACCGCAUCCAAAGAGAAACAAAGAGUGGAUAUCAAGCGGGCAAAAAGGAAACAAAGGACUUAUAUGCACCCAAACAGGCACCAAAAAAUGCCAAAGGUAAACGAGGUAGAAAAGGAAAACCUCAGAAAUCUCCAAAACCACUUGGGGAAGAUGAGGAGGUCAGCCUCCAAAAAAGUCUCAAGUUCAACCUCGAUGCAGUCAAUGAUAGCCCGAGGAUACAUCUACCCUUAACUUACUCACCAGAAAGCCCUGAUAUAGGCCGGCACUACCGCUCCAACUCCCCCUUGCCCUCCAUUCAGCUGCAGGCCCAGUCUCCAUCAGGCUCUCAGAAGCAUCAGGCAGUCCAGGACCUUCCGGCUACCAACACCUUUGUAGGAACAGGGGGAGACGACAACUCCACUGGUUCAGACCAGUACUCUGAUUACAGCUACAAGAACAGUCAACCGAAGUACAACAAACAGCAUCCCCACCGGCGAGUGACCUUCUCUACCACGAACCCCGUGCAGGACCUGCAGGAUGCCUCCCAGCACAGUUACUAUGACAGUGGCUUGGAGGAAUCGGAGACACCCAGCAGCAAGUCAUCGUCUGGCCCUCGCAUGGGACCCUUGACCCUGCCUGAGGACCACUAUGAGCGAACCACUCCAGAUGGCAGCAUUGGAGAGAACGAACACCCUGAAAACGACAUUCGCUCGCUGCCCGAUGUGGCAAUGACCGGAAACUGUACAACUGAGUGCAGUGAAUUGGGCCACUCCGACGCCUGCUGGAUGCCUGGGCAUCCCUCUCCUGUACGCAGGGCGAGGAACCCCCCGAAACUCUCUACCUUUGUGCCUUACCAGGAAAGAGGAAGUCUGGGACGCCUGGCAAACGGGAGUGCCAUUCUGGGUGGCGAAGAGCACCGAUCACGCCUUCCGCCCUCUCGCAGUGCAUAUUCCGGCAGCGGUCAGGACGUCAGUCAGGACUGCCCUUUGGAAGAGAUGCCCCUCAGCGUAACGUCUGAGUUCCCGCCCACCUCCACGUCUGCCCACACUCCUAAACGAGAAAUCUAUUUGUGAAUAUCAACCUUGAAUCAGUGCAGAGAUGAAGAAAAGAUAAAACCUGGCAGAAAAACAAAACAGGCUACCAUUGAUGCCCAGUUGUAACAGAAGACUGUGAUCCAUCCAAUUACUGGCAUGAUCACUUGGGCCAUUUUCCAUCUCCACUUUCAAUUAAAUUAUUAGCAUAUUUAUUACAAAGUUUAAUUGAUAUACACAUUCAUUAAUUUAUACACAAUCUUGUAGGAUGCGGCUCAAAACGAGUUAAGUCAUUACUGAUUAUUGUCGUAGUUAGCCAACCUACACAGUCAAGUGAUCUUUUUUUAAUUUGAAAGUUGUGAUCAGUGCUCCUGUGCCAUUCUUAGAAGAUUUUGAUAGACAGCCAGUCAGGCGCAAUCUGAAGGCUUUUGACUAACAAUCAAACAAAAUGUUCUGUAGUUGUACAGUGCUGUAAAUACAUUUUGGACUGUGUGCUCUACAUAUAUUUUUGUCUGGCAGAAUCUGAUAACAAAAAAAAAGUAAUUUGACUCAGAAUUUAAGUAUAUUUGAGCUUUUUGUUUUAUUUCGCUGCUGCUGUUUAAAAGUUGAUUGAAAACAUCUUCAGGAGAGCAGCUCAAUAUUGUGGAAAGCAUUUAUCCGCUCCAUAUAAUCACACACACCUUCAACCCCUAAUCAUAGCAGAAUGGCCUUUACCUCUGCUCCCUGUGGAGCUUUGCCGUGGGUGGAGAAACCUCUGCAGCAACAUUUGAACAGACAUUAUGUUCCAUUGACUCUCAGCACUGUGACCUAUAGUUUAUCAUCAAAACGGUUGACUUGGCCACAGUCCCCUGGAGUUGCAAUGACCAAACACCAAACCAAGAUUGGCUUUUACUUCGAGUCCUUCUGACUCACUCUGUUAGGGAAAAUAUUCCAGUGUAAUUGUUUCCCUAAAAAGGCUUUCCUUCUUCAGCCAGACAAUCUACUUGCUUCCCUCCCUUUUAGAUAUAAUGCAUACUUAUUUACCUGAAAUUUAAUAAAACAACACUUGAGACUUAAGAGCAGUCGAGAACCGGAGUACACACUACACGUGUUUAGUCCUCCUCAUUCUGAGCACUUUCUUUGUUUUUCAUAGUAUCAUAUUCUAAUCGCACUAUCUGUGUUCAGAGGUCCAACGGAACCACUUAGAGAGGGAAGCAUAGUCCUUGAAGAAUGCCAUAGAAGUAAACCACCAUUUACAUAACUGAAGCAGGCCUGAAUACACUAUGAGCAUUCUUGUCCUUUGGCGACCAAAAAAAAAAUGUAGGGAUUUGUUUCCCUUAAUAGAGAUUUCCUGAGUUACUCUGCGGGAUUUGCCUGAAGGACACUGUGUAUUAGUCAGUAAUUGGAUGCUAAUAACAACUACAUUGCCCUGUCUUGCAACACUGUACAGUGUCAGGCGGCGUCUUUGAUUGAAACAUUGAUAUGAUUAGACUUGUAGAUACCUUUCACCUCUGCAGCAAAUUUCCAUGGUGAGAUUGUGUCUCUAAGUAAGGGCAAAAGAUCCCCGAAUAGACGCAUCCUAAUUAGGGUGAGUAAUGAGUCCUGAGCUGUGGCGUGUGUGUGUGAAGCACAAGCCCCAGGACAAGGCACACACCAAAUAAUGCACAUCCACCCGCAGCGCUACAAUCAGUUAAAAAGAUCAGCACUUACCUCAUCAUGCUGCCAUUGAAAACUGCAUUUAGAGCAAUUGAACUGAAAACAUAUGGAAAUCACUGGACAUGGCCAUGAUUAAAUAAUGUGGCCGAUUAUCCGGCCUUGAGGGGGGAAAAGCACAUUAUGCCGUUUUCAAAGCCAUUUAGCAACUAGAAAUAAAUUCAAACAACAGCCAUGAUGCACUGUGAUUAAACCCCCACGAGCACCCCUCGGAAAGUGGCCUCACGGCCCGCAAGCAGCGAGUGCGAUCACUGACCUGGAAUUAACGACAGACAGAAAGAUAGUAAGGAGUGAUAAAAGCCAAUGCCAAAUCGCCUCAGUCACAACUUUUAUCUGUUUAAGUGUCUCAACUCAUUUAAGACUUGCUUUGAAUUGAUAUUCCUCCCCCGCCCCCUUUGGGAUUAAUCCUAACCUGAUUCUAGCCUAAGUGAGAGAUGCUUAUCACUGGCACAUAUCUGCAAGGUAUCUCCUUGAUCACCAAUUUGGUGCAGAAAUGAUCAGGCAUUACUCGGAAUAGAAUAAGAGAUUGAUUUAAGUGCACCACAGAUUAGUUUAAUUUUUUUUUGAUGAGUCGGACUCUUAAACUAAAGCCAAUAAUAACUGUCAGCUUGCCCCAGGAAAAAAAACCAUCACUCAUACUGAAUAAUGCCUCUGAAAAGUAAAGGGUUGUCCCUGAUGGAAGGAUAGAACGUCACAAAGCACUGAAAUACACUGAUGAAAAAUGUUCAAUUUGUACUUUGCAUAGAUUUAUUGUUGAAUUCACCUGAGUAUUUUUGCCUCUCUGUGAUCUGUAUUGUAAAGUGAUCAUUCCUGUGGACAGAUGGACAGAUUACUGUUUUAAAAUUGGCUGGGGGUUUUGUUUUGUAUCGGUCAAAGAAUCUUAGCAAAGCGGUUGUGUGAAUUUAAAAAAAAUUUAAAAAAAAAAAACAUCUCUUGGUGGUGUCAGUGUACAUACAGUAGUACUCCACAAUCCGUUGUUUGCUGACAAAGCAGGCUGGGAUUUUAGCAUGAAUUCCAAAGAUAAUUGGUAGAAACUGUUUUACUGUUUCUUUCACCUUCUGGAAUGUCAGUGCUGGUUCAUAUUCAAAAAGGCCCCUCCCCAUGAACUGAAAAUUAACUGCACAUAGAUUUUCAUCUUUUUCACAGUCCAUGGAAAACAGACAACUGCCUUGAGACUACAUCUUUGCAAGAGAUAAUCUAGUUGUUAUCCUAACUGUUGGUAUAUUUAUAUAGGAUUAAAAUACUUGUGAUGCCAUGUUUUUGUACAGUUUUAUGUACAUACAAGUGACGCUUUCUAAAAGUUCUGAGAAAAGCCGAUGGCAUAUAAAAAUUGUAAGAUGUUUUCUUGAGCUGUGCACAUCUUUGCCUUGGUUGGAUUGACCUUUGCUGAGUCGAUGUGAAUGUGGCCGUUCUAUGCCUGCACUGUAGUCAUUCACUGGCUCCCACAUCCUGAGGACUUAAUCAGUUAUUAUGUUUAUUGUGAUCAGUGGUUUGUCCUAUCUUACCAAUUUGUUAAAUUCCUGUGUUCUGCUUUGUUCUGUUUUCGCAUGUUGACAACUUAUCUUGUAAUACUGUCCUCAUGAACUUUGUAAUAAAAUUACU